AUGAUGGCGACCGCUGCUGCGCGUGAUGCUGCUGCCCCGAGCAGCAGCAGCAGCAUUUCAACUGCAGCAGCAGCAGCAACAGCAGCAGCAGCAACAGCAGCAGAAGCAGCAACAACUGCUGCUGCUCCUCCACCACCAUCAGCAGCAGCAGCAGCAGGAGCAGGAGCUGCUGCUGCUGCUGCUGAUCCUGUUGUUUCCUUUCUGCUGCAGGAUGAUCAGCAGCUGCAGCAGCACAUCAGUCUCUGCGACGAGUUGCUGCUGCAGCUGCUGCUGAGCAGCAAACGGCAGCAGCAGCAGCAGCACAUAAAGGAAAAGCUGCUGCCGCAGCUGCAGCAGCUGCAGCAGCAGGCAGAAGCAGAAACAGCAAGACUGCAGCAGCAGCUGAGAGAAGCAGCAGCAACAGCAGCAGCAAUCAGCACACCUAUACAGCAGCUGCAGCAACAGCAGCAGCUGCUGCAGCAAGCAGCAGAAAUAGCCAGGCACAUCAACGCCAUACGAACACAACAAAAGCGUGCUGCUGCAGCUCUUGAAGAGGGGGAUUUGCUGCUGGCUGCUGCAUGCAUCAGCAGCUGCCUAUACACCCGAGAUGAGUUCGAACGAAUAGACCAGCAGUAUCAGCAGCAGCAGCAGCAGCAGCAGCAGCAACAGCAGCAGCAGCAGCAGCAGUCAGAAGCAGCAGCAGCACCUGAAAGCAUCUGCCGAGCUGAGGCCGGUGUGCUGCAGCAGCUGCAGCAGCAGCAGCAGCUGCUGCUGCAGCAGCUCAACAAACGCCUGGCUGCUGUAGCGCGCAGUCUAGUAGCAGCAGCGCUGCAGCAGCAGCAGCAGCAGCAGCAGCAGCAGAUGUCUCGUUUGGAUACGGGGGGCAGCACAGACAGCCCUGAGCAGCAGCAAGAGACAGAGCACCAAGACCAGCUGCAGCAGCAGCAGCAACAGCAGCAGCAGCAGCAGCAGCAGGAACUAUCUUUGCUGCUGCGCUGCUACUUUCUGCUGCGCAAGGGAGCAGCAGCAGUCCGAGGGUUUUGUCGUUUUGCUGCUGAAGGCCUCGCCGAUGACUGCUCCAGGCAUUUCAAGGUGUUGCUGCAGCCGCAGCAGCAGACAGGAUCAGGGAAGCCGCAUGCAGCGCUGCUGCAUCGACUCUUUAGCAACAUAUCCAAGGUUGCUGCUGUGCAGCAGGUGCUGCGAUCUGCUGUGCUGGCGGUGGCGGGGCACUAUGGAAAGGAGCUGAAUGGGGGGGGUGAUGAUGUCGAUGAUGCUGCUGCUGCUGCUGCUGCUGCAGCAGAGGCUGCUGCUGCUGCUGCAGCAGGAGCUCCAGCAGCAGCAGCAGCAGCAGCAUUCUUCCUAGCAGCAAUUUCGCAGGAGCUAGACCUGCAGGGCCAGCAGCAGCAGCAGCAGCAGCAACAGCAGCAGCAGCAGCAGCAGCAGCAGCAGCAGAAGCAACAACCCCAGCAGCACCAGCAGCAGCAGCAGCAGCGAGUGGAACUAGUUGAGCUGCUGCAGCGGGGCCCCCCUAAUGUGCCGCUGCAGCAAGAAGGUGGAGGCUCGGUUGGAGGAGUUCGUCAGGUGGAGCACCCGGCUCUGAUGCAGCGGCGAGAACCUGCAGAUGCCGCAGCAAGCAGCAGCAGCAGCAGCAGCAGCAGCAGCAGCAGCAGCAGCAGCAGCAAGAGUAGCAGCAGCAAUCGGCUGCGGAAUGAGAGUAACGCUGUGGCUGAAAUGCUGACGCAGCAGCAGGUUCGUCAGGUGGAGCACCCGGCUCUGAUGCAGCGGCGAGAAGAACUGGUGGCGGAAUAUAUCGCCCUUGAGCAUGCGCUCAUGCUCUGGGCCGUUCGUGAGGCGUUAGAGGUACAGGAUGAGCUGCCGUUUGCUGCUGCUGUGUCAGCAGCAGCAGCAGCAGCAGCACCGGCUGCAGCAGCAGCAGCAACACGACGCCCAGGCGACGUGUUGCUAGGGAACGCAGAAGCAGCAGCAGCGCAGCAGCAGCGCGUAGCAGCACUAGCAGCAGCAGAAGCAGAAGCAAUAAGGGGGGGCCACGGCCUAUACAGCACAAUGGCCGAGGACCUCUUCUUUGUUCUUCAGGCUUCAGUAUCCAGAGCUCUCAGGUCUGGCGACAGCCUGGCGUUGUGUGGAUUAGUGAAUCACUCCUACUACUACUUAGGUCUGGCGACAGCCUGGCGUUGUGUGGAUUAG
Molecule: messenger RNA, 2184 nt
Organism: Eimeria mitis
Lineage: Eukaryota; Apicomplexa; Conoidasida; Eucoccidiorida; Eimeriidae
Exons: 12
Coding region: 1-2184 (727 amino acids)
Source: RefSeq, a predicted model, not a curated record